AUGUAUGCCUUAGUGCAAUGGACAAAGGACAAAAGUUUAAGUGUUGUCCAGAGUAAAGAAAUACUUAAAAAAAAGGGAAAUUCCGCAAAUGUUUCGUGGUGCAGUAAAAUAUACAAUGUCAAUAUUAUCGCAAUAAAUGAUUCCAAAGAAUGGUUAGAAGGGUUAUCCGUUAACUCUCAUGGUAUUGUCUUGGGACAAGAUUCUCCAAGUGUGGAAAGUGUUACUACAGAAGUUGCAUCCUGUCAGGGAGAUAUUGCAACACCUGCACAACAUUCAGGAAACAUUUCGGUUGAACAUGACGAUGCACCAAUGAUUAAAAUAAUAAAUAAUGAAAUUUUUAUUGACCCCCAAGUCGAAAUGGAAUUUACGCGCUACCAACAACAUCCGGCAGAAAUAGUUCGAAAAUUGAUGCUGGCUUUAAUUGGUAGGGAGGAAUUAAAGCUCAUGUCAGCAAUUGGGGACCCAAGAAGAAAAGAUCCUAGAAUUCCAAUACCUCAAGAUAUAAGAAGAGCAGUAUAUAGGUACAUUCAGAAUAACACCCAAGGUCUUGAGCACCAAAAAUACAUUGAAAUAAUAAACAAUCAAUGCCGAACGCUUCGCAAUCCAAAAAAAAAAAAUUAA
Messenger RNA from Leptopilina boulardi, 621 nucleotides. RefSeq lists its product as uncharacterized. Gene Ontology annotation, molecular function: DNA binding. NCBI's taxonomy places the organism in Eukaryota, Metazoa, Arthropoda, Insecta, Hymenoptera, Figitidae. The transcript is spliced from 5 exons. The record is from RefSeq and is a predicted model, not a curated record. Bases 1 to 621 code for a protein of 206 amino acids.